AUGAUUUGAGGUUCCAUUUGUUUGAAAAAGUAUUAAAAGGGGAAAACGUAUAAGGUGGACAUCAGUCGCUCCUGUAUUUUUCUACUGUCCGGAAAAAAAAAAUUGAGAGUGAAAAAAUGAAGUUGGUUGUGGUUUUUGUGUUGGUCGUGUUGGGUGCUUGGCUCGCCUCAAAUGCCGAAGCUAAACCAAUAACUGUGACCAAUUUGGACUGUUUGGAGAACCAAAUAUCACCAGCAAAAGUUAUUAUUUCCAGUGAAGUGGCACGACUUGAUUCCAAGCAUGACAAGAAUGUGAACUGCACUUGUGUUAUUUGGCCCUUUUACGAUGAUUACUACGUUUGUGAAGAGGACUUGCUCAUAGAUGAGAACAAAAGGAGAAUCAUAUGCAACAUCGCCUCCAGGAGGUACUGGGAGUGGUUGACCAUCAUGUUAGCCUUUAUCAUCGUAUAUGCCUCUAUUAUGGUUAUACUACUCGUUAAGCAAAUUUGUUACUACAAGAAAAAGCCAAAAGUUUACAAUUUGGUCAGAUUACAAUUACGUCCCAAGGUUGCUGCUGAUGUUAAUGUUGAUGAAUAUAUGUAAGUAGAGUUGUAUUUGUAUAUUCGUACUCUUUUUUUUUUCUAUUUUCCGAAUUUUACAGUAUGUUGCAAUUUAAGAGGUUUUAUUCAAAUUUGGUAGAAUACUAAGAGUUUGUGUUGGUUAUGGAAAUAAAUUGGGUACAAUAGUAAUUACAGAUUGACUAUAUAGUAUUUCUGAUGUGAUAUUUAUCUUUUUUCAACGUCUCAUUUUGCUGUAUUUCUGAUUCCAUAAGUCUGGUUGCAAUGAACUUGAAGGGAUCAAGUAGUAAACAAAUUCAUAUUUAAGACAGUGGAUUUGAGCUGACUCAUUUUUAAGAUUUGAUUAAAUUUUACUGGUUUCCUGACUUAUUGUUGCCCUGACUCUGACAGGUUUUACCUUAAUAGGUGAAGCGACUUUUCUUAUUAUUAUUAGAAUUUUAACUUCAUUUCCAGCUUCUCACAAAAAAAAAAAAAACUAAUUUCAAAUAUGCAGAUGCUUCAAAAAGACGAUAAAACUUGUAAAAAUAUGUAUAUUGGUGAUUAGUCUUAAGUAUAUUUUAGGUAUAGAAAUUUAACGGCAGUAGUAGUAUAUAAUGUGAAGGAAAUCACAGCAAAAACAGUUUAUAUUACGGUAUUUGUUGGAUUUUUCAAUUCUUCACCAGGAC
Ceutorhynchus assimilis (cabbage seed weevil) is the source of this 1221-nucleotide messenger RNA. Lineage: Eukaryota; Metazoa; Arthropoda; Insecta; Coleoptera; Curculionidae. The record is from the annotation of a GenBank genome assembly.